This is a messenger RNA of Lachancea sp. 'fantastica', 1479 nucleotides long. NCBI's taxonomy places the organism in Eukaryota, Fungi, Ascomycota, Saccharomycetes, Saccharomycetales, Saccharomycetaceae. The record is from the annotation of a GenBank genome assembly.
AUGUCUGCACCCACAGGUGACAUUGGUUUGAUCGGUUUGGCCGUUAUGGGUCAAAACUUGAUCCUAAACGCUGCCGACCACGGUUACACCGUGGUGGCUUACAACAGAACAGUGGCCAAGGUGGACCACUUUAUGGAGAACGAAGCUAAGGGCAAGUCGAUCAUCGGUGCCCACUCGAUCCAGGAGCUCGUUAACAAUUUGAAGAGACCCCGUCGUAUUGUGCUACUGGUCAAGGCCGGUGCCGCUGUGGACGCGUUCAUUCAGCAAUUAUUGCCAUACUUGGAAAAGGGCGAUAUCAUCAUCGACGGUGGUAACUCGCAUUUCCCAGACUCGAACCGCCGUUACGAAGAGCUAAAGGAGCAAGGAAUCCACUUUGUCGGUUCUGGUGUCUCUGGUGGUGAAGAAGGUGCCCGUUACGGUCCUUCUUUGAUGCCCGGUGGUGCCGAAGAGGCGUGGCCACACAUCAAAGAGAUCUUUCAAGCGAUCUCGGCCAAAUCCGACGGCGAGCCAUGCUGUGACUGGGUGGGACCUGCCGGUUCCGGUCACUACGUCAAGAUGGUGCACAACGGUAUCGAAUACGGUGACAUGCAGCUGAUCACCGAGGCCUACGACAUCAUGAAGCGUAUCGGUGGUUUCACCGACAAGGAGAUUGGUGACGUGUUCGAAAAGUGGAACACCGGUGUCUUGGACUCGUUCUUGAUCGAAAUCACCCGUGAUAUCUUGAAGUACGACGACAAGGACGGCACUCCUCUAGUAGAGAAGAUCAUGGACUCUGCCGGCCAAAAGGGUACCGGUAAGUGGACCGCCAUCAACGCCUUGGAUCUUGGUAUGCCAGUCACCUUGAUUGGUGAAGCCGUCUUUGCCCGUUGUUUGUCCUCUCUAAAGUCCGAGAGAAUCAGAGCCGCUGGCAUUCUACCAGGCCCACAAGUCACCAAGAACGCCAUCAAGGACAAGCAGCAAUUUGUCGACGACCUAGAACAAGCUCUUUACGCCUCCAAGAUUAUCUCCUACGCUCAAGGUUUCAUGUUGAUCCGUGAAGCCGGUAAGACCUACAACUGGAAGCUAAACAACCCAGCCAUCGCCUUGAUGUGGAGAGGUGGUUGUAUCAUCAGAUCUGUUUUCUUGGCCGAAAUCACCAAGGCUUACAGAGAUGACCCUGAAUUGGAGAACUUGUUGUUCAACAAGUUCUUCACCGAGGCUAUCACCAAGGCCCAGUCCGGAUGGAGAAACACCAUUGCUUUGGCCUCCACCCAAGGUAUCCCAACCCCAGCCUUCUCCACCGCAUUGUCCUUCUACGAUGGUUACAGAUCUGAAAGAUUGCCAGCCAACUUGCUGCAAGCUCAGCGUGAUUACUUUGGCGCCCACACCUUCAAGAUCUUGCCAGAAUUUGCCUCCGAGGAAUACCCAGAGGGUUCUGACAUCCAUGUCAACUGGACCGGUAGAGGUGGUAACAUCUCCGCCUCUACUUACCAGGCCUAA